AUGAAUGCUCUCCCAUCGCCUAUACCGCAGAAUUGCUCCUUAAUGACGGCUCCACAAAUCGGCAAUGAGACUGAGAAAGAUGCAUCAGAUCCGCUUGACAAAAUUUUUACUUACACGCCCAUGCCGACAGUUAUCCUUAAUUCAGCUCUCCGAGUCGUCGAGGUAUCGAAAAGCUAUCUUGCUUUAUUCAAAUUUGACAGGGAGAAGGUGCUUGGAUCUCCAUUGUUUGGUUUGCAUGAGAUCUCAGCUUCUCGUCUCCCCUUACUACUUGGGGCACUUAGCAACGCUGUUUCCACGCGGUCUAUUCAAUUGACGGUCUCACCAUGGGGCGGAUGCGAACAUCUGCAGGUUACGCCUAUCUUUGACGAGUCCAGCCUUCUUUACCUAACUCUUGAGCUUCAAAACAACAUCAUAUGCGGCGGGCUUCUUGGUGGGGAAUGA
Aspergillus calidoustus is the source of this 441-nucleotide messenger RNA. NCBI's taxonomy places the organism in Eukaryota, Fungi, Ascomycota, Eurotiomycetes, Eurotiales, Aspergillaceae. The record is from the annotation of a GenBank genome assembly.